This is a messenger RNA of Mustela lutreola (European mink), 555 nucleotides long. Its product is annotated as BH3-interacting domain death agonist-like. Gene Ontology annotation, biological process: positive regulation of release of cytochrome c from mitochondria; apoptotic mitochondrial changes; positive regulation of extrinsic apoptotic signaling pathway. The record is from RefSeq and is a predicted model, not a curated record. The transcript has a single exon. NCBI's taxonomy places the organism in Eukaryota, Metazoa, Chordata, Mammalia, Carnivora, Mustelidae. The coding region runs from base 215 to 514 and encodes 99 amino acids. Gene Ontology annotation, cellular component: mitochondrion; cytosol; cytoplasm.
CCAAAGCUACUCUGACUCUAAUUUCCACAAAGAGCUGGAGGUCCUGGGCCGGGAACUACCCAUGCCAGCUCACCUGCAGGAGGAGCAAGACUAUAGGCUACAGACGGAUGGCAACUGCUGCAGCCACUUCCUGGUGAAUGAGGAGAGAGAUUCUCAGGGUCAAGAGGAAAUCAUUCAGGAUAUUGCCAGGUAGCUCGCCAAAAUAGGGGACGAUAUGGAUCGUAGCAUCCACCCAGGACUGGUGAAUAACCUGGCAACAGAGUUCACGAAUAGGAGACUGUCGGAAGAAGACAGAAGGCAGUGCCUCGCUGCUGCGCUGGAGCGGGUCAUGCAAACUUACCCCACAGACAUGGAAGAUGAGAAGACCAUGCUGAUAUUGGCCAUGUUCUUGGCCAAAAAGGUGGCUGAUCACACACCAUACUUGCUCCGUGAAGUCUUUCGCACAACAGUGAACUUUAUUAACCAGAACCUGUUCACCUACGUGAGGAACUUGGUCAGAAAUGACAUGGACUGAGUGGACACCUCUGCCGAAGCAAGACUGGUUAAAACUUGAUA